AUGGUCAACGGGACCAUCUCCAUCCUCCAAAAGCUCCGCCCGAAAGACUCGAAGACAGACCUGCUCUUUGUCGGAACGGAGCGUUUCGAAUACUUCACACUCGCGUGGAAUCCCGAAACGUCACAGCUCCAUACGAUAGACCCUUUCACAGACCCGGGCGAGCGUCACAUGCGAGACUCGCAGAGCCAGGAUCGAUGUUUAGUCGACCCGUCGGGCCGAUACUUGGCGAUGCACCUCUGGGAAGGGGUGUUGACCAUGCUGCGGUUGGGGGAAAGAAAGAACAAGAGGGGUUUGGCAUGGAUGGAUCAGGUCCGGCUAUCCGAGCUCUUCAUCAAGGCGAGCACCUUCCUCUAUACGGAAACGGGACACCCCAAGAUUGCCUUCCUCUACCAGAGCCGGGCCGACUCGGCCGACGCGAAGCUGGCAACAUACCGCAUGACGAUCGACGACCGGAACACCGAGGCCUCGAAGUUUGACCCCGACAGGGACAGGGAGAUCGACACCGAUAUACCCGAUCCCAGCGCAUCCAUCUUGAUACCCGUGCGGAAGGUCGAGGAGGAAGUCAAGCGACACAACGUCCGGAACGUCGAAUCGGCCAAGGCGCAUAUCGGGGGGCUACUAGUCGUGGGCGAGACGAGGCUGCUAUACAUUGAUGAGGUCACGAAGGCGACGGUACAAUCAGCUCUAAAACAGGCGUCCAUCUUCGUUGCCUGGGCCGAGUACAACGAGACCAAUUAUUUCUUGGCCGAUGAUUAUGGGAACUUACAUCUGCUCACCUUGGUUAGGGAAAGCCCGGAUAGCGUUGUGGUGACGAGCAUGGAGGUCAACCGCAUCGGGAAGACGUCUCGCGCAAGCCAUCUCGUGUUUCUUGGGGGUGACAUGCUGUUCGUUGCGUCACACUAUGGCGACAGCCAAUUGUUCCGGCUGGAUUUCCAGAAUGAGGACGUCCCCCCGAUACAACUCGUUCAGACGCUCGCCAACAUUGGCCCCAUCUUGGACUUUGCAAUCAUGGACAUGGGCCGAGGCGAUGAAGGCCAGCAAGGGAACGAAUACUCGUCGGGCCAGGCCCGGAUCGUCACAUGUAGCGGCGUACACAAGGACGGGUCGCUUCGGAGCGUACGAAGCGGCGUUGGCCUGGAGGAUGUGGGCAUCCUCGCCGAUUUAGAGCACUGCCGGGGAUUGUUUUCUCUCAAGACUUAUGAGGCCCCCAAAACCAAUAUUCUGGCAGCAUCCUUCUUGACGGAGACGAGGGUGUUCAAAUUCGAUCCUCAAGGCGAAGUGGAGGAGUUAGACUCGUUCGCCGGCAUGACAUUCAAUCAGCAAACACUGUUGGCGAGGUGUCUCUCGACGGCGCAAAUCCUUCAGGUCACCCCGGCCGCCGUCACACUUCUGGACGCUGAAAGUGGUCUCACGAUAGAUUCGUGGACGCCCGGCGCUCAGAAGAGCAUCAUAAGCGCGUCGGGAAACAACAAGUCCCUUCUGCUGUCUGUAGACGGCACCGAGCUCGUGUUGUUUAGCAUUGACAUUAACCUACGGCUCGUGCGCACAAAGGAGAUUGGUUACCAGGACCAGAUUGCUUGCAUCCAUGUUCCACCACUACGGAACGAUCUCGCCGUGGUGGGUUUCUGGUCAUCCGGAACCGUCUCCAUCAUCGACUUACCAUCACUUGAGCCUAUGCACGGAGAGCAGCUCCGCACAUCCCCGGAUGACGCCUCGAUCCCCCGUGAUCUCGCUCUUGUAAAGCUGCUAGAUAACGUGGGCGGAGGAACGUUGUUCGUCGCUAUGCAAGAUGGUAACGUCAUCACCUUCAACCUCUCCGAAAACUUCAGGCUCACCGGGAGGAAACGCGUCAUUCUGGGCAUGCGCCAGGCGCGAUUUCAUCUCCUCCCGCAGCCCGACGCACCACACAUUUACAGUAUCUUUGCAACCACAGAACACCCCAGUCUUAUCUACGGCUCCGAAGGGCGGAUAGUCUACUCGGCGGUAACAGCCGAGGAAGCGACCUACAUCUGCCCCUUCGACACGGAAGCCUUCCCAGACUGCAUCGUCCUAGCCACCGAUAACCAGCUCAAGAUCUCCCACAUCGACCGCGAGCGCCGCACCCACGUCAAACCACUACCCAUGAACGAGAUGGUGCGCCGCAUCGCCUACUCCCCCAAAGAAAAAGUCUUCGGCCUAGGGUGCAUCCGGCGCGAACUCGUCAACGGCGAGGAAAUCGUCGAGUCGUCCUUCAAGCUCGUCGACGAGGUCAUCUUCGACCGGGUCGGCAAGACGUUCCCGCUCGGCGUCCCGUCCCGCACGGAGCUCGUCGAGUGCGUCGUGCGCGCCGAGCUGCGCGACUCGUACGGCAACCCGGCCGAGCGCUUCCUCGUCGGCACCAGCUUCCUCCCGGACCCGGACUACGGCCCGGGCCCCGGCCCCGCCGCCGACGCCCGCGGCCGCCUGCUCGUGUUGGGCGUUGACGCCGACCGCAACCCCUACCUCGUCCUCAGCCACGACCUCAAGGGCGCCUGCCGCUGUCUGGCCGUGCUGGGCGAGGACGCUGGCCCCAACGCCGCAGGGCUCAUCGUUGCUGGGCUGACAAAGACCGUCGUCGUCUGCCGCUAUGAUGAGACUAGCUCCACCACCGCCGAGCUUACUCGUCUCGCUUCGUACCGUCCCUCCAGCUACCCGGCCGAGAUCGCGGUGCGCGGCAGCACCAUCGCCGUGGCCGACUUGAUGAAGUCCAUCUCGCUGGUGGAGUAUAUCCCUGCCGGCAGCAGCAGCGGCAGCGGCGGCGGCGGUAGCGGUAGCGGUGAGAGUGGCAGUGAUGAUGGGCCGCGGCUGGUUGAGCACGCCCGGCACUUUAGCAGCGUCUGGGCUACGGCGGUCGGGUUUGUGGAGGAAGGGAGCUGGCUCGAGGCGGACGCGCAGGGGAACCUGAUGGUGCUGAGGCGGAAUGUGGAGGGCGUCACGGCGGAGGAUAAGCGUCGCAUGGAGGUCACGAGCGAGAUUAAUUUGAACGAGAUGGUGAAUCGGAUACGGACAAUUGAUGUGGAGACUACGCCGGGGGCGAUGAUUGUGCCGAAGGCGUUUUUGGGGACGGUCGAAGGCGGCAUCUACAUGUUUGGAACAGUUGCACCACAUGUCCAGGAUCUACUAUUGCGGUUCCAGUCGAGGCUGGCAGAUGUCCUCAAGACGGCCGGGGAUAUUGAAUUCAGGACAUACAGGGCGUUCAGGAAUGCGGAGCGGGAGGGCGACGGGCCUUUCCGAUUUGUGGACGGGGAGCUACUGGAAAAGUUCUUGGACGUGGAUGAGACGACCCAGGAAGCUGUUUGCAAGGGAUUGGGUCCAACUGUCGAGGACAUGCGCAACUUGGUUGAAGAGCUCCGCCGUAUGCACUAA
Chaetomium globosum CBS 148.51 is the source of this 3384-nucleotide messenger RNA. RefSeq lists its product as uncharacterized. Gene Ontology annotation, molecular function: protein binding; nucleic acid binding. Gene Ontology annotation, biological process: DNA repair; proteasome-mediated ubiquitin-dependent protein catabolic process. The transcript is spliced from 2 exons. The coding region runs from base 1 to 3384 and encodes 1127 amino acids. The record is from RefSeq and is a predicted model, not a curated record. NCBI's taxonomy places the organism in Eukaryota, Fungi, Ascomycota, Sordariomycetes, Sordariales, Chaetomiaceae. Gene Ontology annotation, cellular component: site of double-strand break; nucleus.